This is a messenger RNA of Penicillium diatomitis, 2505 nucleotides long. Its product is annotated as NCBP1 family protein. Gene Ontology annotation, biological process: nuclear-transcribed mRNA catabolic process, nonsense-mediated decay; mRNA export from nucleus. The transcript is spliced from 7 exons. Bases 1 to 2505 code for a protein of 834 amino acids. Lineage: Eukaryota; Fungi; Ascomycota; Eurotiomycetes; Eurotiales; Aspergillaceae. Gene Ontology annotation, cellular component: nucleus; nuclear cap binding complex. Gene Ontology annotation, molecular function: RNA cap binding; mRNA binding. The record is from RefSeq and is a predicted model, not a curated record.
AUGGCUGACUACGACCGUCGCAAUAAUGGUCACCGCGGGGGCGGUGGUGGUGGUCGCAAGCGCCGCUACCGAGAUGAUGAGGAUUAUGAUCGUCGUCCACAGCGCCGAAGAUAUGAGGAGCCACUCUUCGUGCAGAUUCGUCGGCAGCUUCUGACAAUUGCGGAAUCGGCUGCUCGCCGAGUCGAGGACGAUGUUGUGAGCAUUGCAAAGACCGUUGCUGAGAAUUAUGAAGACGAGGAGCUUCGCAACACUAUGAUCAAUAUUUCUCUAGACCUGGUCCUUGAACAACCGAUGAAAAUCCCCUUCGUUGCCGCGGUAGCUCUUUUUGCGUACAAAAACAAGCCAGAGCUUGGGACAGAGCUCAUCAACAAGACGGCUACGAUCUUGCAAAAAAACAUUGAGUCUGGAUCAUGGCGCGAAGUCAAACUUCUGGUCCGCUUUUUGGGUUGCUUGCAGCCCUUGUUCGAGGGCAAUGGGAUCUUCCCUUUGCUGGAGGAGUUCUUUGCCCGUGCGGUUGACCUUCAGACCACAUCGUCAGAAGAUCUGCUCGGUCUGGAGCUUGUGAAAAUCAUCCUGCUCACCAUCCCUUACAUCAUGUCGUCUCCUGCCACUGGCUUCGAAACCUUGGCGUCCAGCUUGCUCGAGAAAACGGAAAUCAUCGCAUCAACUCCACACAACCUGGUUGAUCUGGUGAAGACUUUCGGGGAGAAGGAGGAUGAACCUACCUCUGGCGCAAGCUUCAUCAGCGUUCUCCAGAACCAGCUCCAGGGGGAGGCAAGUAACCAGUGGGAACUGAAGUGCUUGUCUCGUCCCUGGAGGGAUGCCCGGGAAUCAGACAGUGAAGGUCAACAGCCAUUCGAGGUCGUCACCAAAAUUGCCUUCCCAGAGAUCACGGUCCCGAGUCCAGUGCCCUUUGGUCCACGCGCCCUCUUCCCGGAGGUCUAUCUCUCCGUGUACGCGAACCAGGAGGUUGACACCGUCCCUCCCAUUUCAGACAUCACCUCUUCACUCCUCAGAGACGCCAUGGUCGAUACACUCAACAAUCUUGACUUCAAUCGCGUGGCUACAGCCAAGUACUUGAUUGACGUGGAUUGUUAUUACACUCGCGAUACUUUUGUCAAGCGUGCAACUCCGUUUGAUCGAAUGCGGGACAUGGCGGGAGAGAACAAGGCUUGGAAACCUGAGGAUGUAGCAGUUGAUGCGGUUUUCUCGCAGCUCUUCCAGCUUCCAACUCCUGAGCAUAAGCUUGUGUAUUAUCACUCCGUUCUGACCGAAUGCUGCAAGAUCGCCCCUGCUGCUAUCGCACCUAGUCUGGGUCGUGCCAUUCGAUUCCUCUACAACAGUCUUGAGACGAUGGAUCUUGAACUUUCCAGCCGAUUCCUGGAUUGGUUCGCGCACCAUCUAAGCAACUUUGGGUUCACGUGGAAAUGGAGCGAAUGGGUGGAUGAUUUGGAACUUUCUGCCUUGCAUCCUCGCUUGGCUUUCAUCAACGGUGCCUUGGACAAGGAGAUUCGUCUUAGCUUUGCUCAGCGAAUCAAGGGAACUCUGCCUGAGCCAUACCUGCCUUUGAUCACGGAAGACAAGGAAAAGGAUACACCAGACUUCAAAUAUUCUUCCGAAGCAACUCCCUACGCAAAGCAAGGCCAAGAGCUUAUGCAGCUCAUCCGAAAGAAAGCCACCGACGAUGAACUUCAGCCUGUACUGGCCGCAAUUGAGGAGCAGGCUCAAGCUCAAGGAGUGCAGGAACCUAAGAUCCCGUCCACAGACGCUCUCGUAACAUCGAUCUGUUUCGUGGGCUCCAAAUCUCUAUCCCACGUCUUGUCAUGCAUCGAACGGAACAAGGAUCGGCUCUUGGCCAUUGGUUCAGCCUCCGAGAAGGGUCGCUUGCAGAUCAUCACGUCCGUAAUGGAGUACUGGGCCAAUCAACCCGGCAUUGCCAUCAACAUUGUGGACAAACUACUCAACUACACCAUUAUCAGCCCGCUUUCUGUCCUGGAAUGGGCACUCACGGAACACAUUGAUGCUGGCGCUAUCCUCGCCAAAUCCCACAUUUACGAGAUGGUCUUUGCCACGGUGGGUAAAGUGACGAAUCGAAUGCGUCAGAUCGUGGCUGCUCGGUCCCAAAAAUCUCUCUACGAGCCUCAACUUAGCGUGCUCGAGGAGACUCUGAACCGCGAACGAACGGAGAUGCAAAAUCUUUUUAAAUUCAUCGAGGAUUCGCUCGUCUCUGUUGCCUCCGGCAGUAACGACGAGUUGAUGGAGCGUGGUGAUGGAUCCGGCGAAUCACCCGAACACGCCAUCCUUCGUCAGUGGGGCCGUCGCUGGCUACGUGUUUUCCGUCGAAAGGCUCUGGUGGAAGAGGCGUUUAUCGCGGCGGCAUUGCUGGAUGCCACCCCCGUGGGUACUCAGGCCCCGGCCGGCGAGGAAACCGCGGAUACGGCGGCUGACGGAGAUCUUGCGAUUCCCGACGCCGAUGUGAAUGCCGAUGUCAAUGUCGACGCAUAG